AUGAAAACGAUGUCAGCAGAAAAGCAACGGCAACAACAGAGUCCAUAUGAUUAUUCAGUUAAACGAUUGCUCUCUCAAGACACCGGUUCUAGUUCAACAGAACAAUCAAGCGUUCUUCUCUGUCCACCGCCGAAAAAUCGUGCUCGUCGUGCACGAACAUAUUUUGACGAUCGAUCGAUUCAAAUACUCGAACAUGCCUUCCUGCAAGAACAAUAUCCGGAUAUUCAUCGUCGAGAACAAUUAUCAAAUGAAAUCGGUACAAGUGAAGCACGUGUACAAGUUUGGUUUCAAAAUAAGCGAUCACGUUGUCGAAAACGUCUGGUAACAAAAACGAGCACCAGCGAAAAUGAGAUGGAAAAUGAUGAGACAUAUUCGAAAUCUAUCCAUGAAACAUCAUUUGAAGAUCUACAUUCGCGCACGCCGAUGAGAUCAAUCCCAACCGCAAAUGUUUUACCAUUUACACCAAGUCCUAUUCAAUCUGUUUUGGCUACACAUUUCCCUUUUUUCCUUCAGCAUUUCUAUUGA
Molecule: messenger RNA, 525 nt
Organism: Adineta ricciae
Lineage: Eukaryota; Metazoa; Rotifera; Eurotatoria; Adinetida; Adinetidae
Source: the annotation of a GenBank genome assembly